Messenger RNA from Myotis brandtii (Brandt's bat), 2130 nucleotides. RefSeq names its product protein sidekick-2. The transcript has 19 exons. NCBI's taxonomy places the organism in Eukaryota, Metazoa, Chordata, Mammalia, Chiroptera, Vespertilionidae. Gene Ontology annotation, molecular function: protein binding. The annotation marks the transcript as partial. The record is from RefSeq and is a predicted model, not a curated record.
CUACUCCUCCAGACCCGCGAGCUGCCCAGCGGCAGGUGGGCGCUGCACUCGGCCUCCGUGAGCCACAACGCCUCGGCCUGCGUGGUGGACAGGCUCAAGCCCUUCACGUCCUACAAGUUCCGAGUGAAGGCGACCAAUGACAUCGGGGACAGUGAGUUCAGCGAGGAGUCGGAACCGCUGACCACCCUGCAGGCUGCCCCCGACGAAGCGCCCACCAUCGUCUCGGUGACACCCCACACCACCACCUCCGUGCUGAUCCGAUGGCAGCCACCAGCCGAGGACAAGAUCAAUGGCAUCCUCCUGGGCUUCCGGAUCCGGUACCGCGAGCUGCUGUACGAGGGUCUGAGGGGCUUCACGCUUCGUGGCAUCAACAACCCGGGGGCCAGGUGGACAGAGCUGACCUCCUUGUUCUCCAUGCGGAACCUGAGCCGGCCCAGCCUCACGCAGUACGAGCUGGACAACCUGAACAAGCACCGGCGCUACGAGAUCCGCAUGACCGUGUACAACGCCGUGGGCGAGGGGCCCCUGAGUGCCCCGCAGGAGGUCUUCGUCGGGGAGGCAGUGCCCACGAUGGCGCCCCGCAACGUGGCCGUCCACGGCCCCACGGCCACACAGCUGGACGUGAUGUGGGAGCCUCCCCCGCUGGAGAGCCAGAACGGAGACAUCCAGGGCUACAAGAUUUAUUUCUGGGAGGCCCAGCGGCAGAACCUCACCGAGCGGGUGAAGACGCUCUUCCUGGCCGAGAACGGCGUGAAGCUCAAGAACCUGACCGGCUACACCACCUACAUGGUCAGCGUGGCGGCCUUCAACGCCGCGGGGGAAGGGCCUCGGAGCACCCCCACCCGGGGUCAGACCCAGCAAGCAGCCCCCAGUGCUCCCAGCUCGGUCAAGUUCAGCGAGCUGACCACCACCUCGGUGAACGUGUCCUGGGAGGCCCCGCAGUUCCCCAACGGCGUCCUGGAGGGCUACCGGCUGGUGUACGAGCCCUGCACCCCCGUGGACGGAGUCAGCAAGAUCGUGACAGUGGACGUGAAGGGGAACAGCCCCCUGUGGCUGAAGGUGAAGGACCUGGCGGAGGGCAUGACCUACCGGUUCCGCAUCAGAGCCAAGACCUUCACCUACGGGCCCGAGAUCGAGGCCAAUGUCACCACGGGCCCGGGCGAAGGUGCCCCGGGACCGCCUGGAGUGCCCAUCAUCGUGCGGUACAGCUCCGCCAUCGCCAUCCACUGGUCCAGCGGAGACCCCGGCAAAGGGCCCGUCACCCGCUACGUCAUAGAGGCCAGGCCGUCAGACGAGGGGCUAUGGGACAUCCUCAUCAAAGACAUCCCCAAGGAGGUGACCUCCUACACGUUCAGCAUGGACAUCCUGAAGCCAGGCGUGAGCUACGACUUCCGGGUCAUUGCAGUCAACGACUACGGCUUCGGCACCCCCAGCAGCCCCUCCCAGUCGGUGCCAGCCCAGAAAACCAACCCGUUCUACGAGGAGUGGUGGUUCCUGGUGGUCGUCGCCCUGGUCGGCCUCAUCUUCAUCCUGCUCCUGGUCUUCGUGCUCAUCAUCCGGGGCCAGAGCAAGAAGUACGCCAAGAAGACGGACUCGGGGAACAGUGGCAAGGCUGGUGCCCUGGGCCAUGGGGAGAUGAUGAGCUUGGAUGAGAGCAGUUUCCCUGCCCUGGAACUCAACAACCGGCGCCUCUCCGUCAAGAACUCCUUCUGCCGGAAGAACGGCCUGUACACCAGGUCUCCGCCCCGGCCUAGCCCGGGCAGCCUGCACUACUCCGAUGAGGACGUCACCAAGUACAACGACCUCAUCCAGGCAGAGAGCAGCAGCCUGACCGAGAAGCCCUCGGAAGUCUCCGACAGUCAGGGAAGCGACAGCGAGUACGAGGUCGACCAGAACCACCAGAAGGCCCACUCCUUCGUCAACCACUACAUCAGCGACCCCACCUACUACAACUCCUGGCGGCGGCAGCAGAAGGGCAUCUCUCGAGCCCAGGCCUACAGCUACACGGAGAGCGACUCGGGGGAGCCGGACCACGCCACCGCGGCCAACAGCAGCGGCAUCCAGCAGGGCAGCCUCUUCCGGCCCAAGGCCAGUGGGACCCCCACGCCCCAGGACCCCCGCUCUCUAUGA